This is a messenger RNA of Aspergillus versicolor CBS 583.65, 1593 nucleotides long. RefSeq lists its product as uncharacterized. The transcript is spliced from 3 exons. Gene Ontology annotation, molecular function: L-cysteine transmembrane transporter activity. Gene Ontology annotation, cellular component: membrane. Gene Ontology annotation, biological process: L-cysteine transport; transmembrane transport. NCBI's taxonomy places the organism in Eukaryota, Fungi, Ascomycota, Eurotiomycetes, Eurotiales, Aspergillaceae. The coding region runs from base 1 to 1593 and encodes 530 amino acids. The record is from RefSeq and is a predicted model, not a curated record.
AUGGGCGCUUCAGAAGCCAAGGUCUCCGACUCAACGACCUCUUCGACGCAAGAGGCCGAGACCGUUAUCAAUGCAAAGUAUGCCGAUGUUACGCUGCGCAUCUUGGAGGACCAUGGAGAUGAAUUUGGUCCGCUGACUCCUGAAAAGGAGAAGAAGCUGAGGCGAAAAUUAUACUGGCACGUUAUGGGCUUGCUGUCUGCGAUAAACCUAUUACUCUUUAUUGACAAGUCAACCCUGGGUUAUUCUGCCCUGCUGGGCUUGUUUGAAGAGACCGGGAUUGACAAGGCUCAGUACAACAACCUCGGGACUUUCUUCUAUGUUGGAUACAUCGUCGCGCAGUGGCCCGGACACUAUGCCAUGCAAAGGCUUCCAUUCGGGAAAUUCGUCGCUGGGCUCGUGUUCAUGUGGGGUGUCACCCUCCUCCUCCACUGCGUCGCAACGAGAUACGCCGGCCUGGUAGUCCUACGACUGGCCCUGGGUGCAGCUGAAUCGGUGGUUGUCCCUGCGAUGGAGAUGACCAUUGGAAUGUUCUUCAACCGCCACGAACAGUCCUUCCUACAGCCAGUCCUCUGGAUCACCUCAGCGCUGGCUCCUGUCUGUGCUGCCUUUAUCUCGUACGGUCUCCUCUGGAGUCACAGUAAUAUCCUACCGUGGAAGCUCUUUAUGAUCAUCACAGGCGGUGUCUCGACUCUACUCUCCAUCCUUGUCUGGUUCCGAUACCCAAGUAACCCCGGCGAAGCCAAGUUCCUGACACUAGAAGAGAAAGUACACGCAAUCAAGCGGGUGCACGAAUCCAGCCAAAGCUCCAUCGAGCAGAAACAAUUCAAACGAUCGCAUUUCAUCGAGACCCUUCGCGAUCCGGUUUCUUGGCUGUUCGCCCUGCAGUCCUUUACGCUGAUGAUGUCCAACAAUCUCACCUACGGACAGCAGAAUCUCAUCACCCAGGCUCUGGGCGUGGACAAUCUCGGCUCAACCCUGGUGGCCGCAGCUGGGGGUGGCUUUGGUGUCGCGGUUUGCAUCGCUGGCGUCUUCGCGCUCCGGUGGUGGCCGUCAAACCUGGCCCUGCAUGGGUUGGCCUGGUGUAUCCCCGCCAUUGCCGGUGGUAUUGGCAUGGUAGCAGUCAAUUGGGAUGCAAAACUGGCAAUGCUGGCAUGUCUUUUACUGGCCGGCCAUACCUACGGAAACACGUACAUUAUCGCGCUUGGCUGGACCACAUCAUCUGCCUCGGGCUAUACCAAGAAACUCACCCGCAAUGUCAUGUUCAUGGUUGGGUAUUCAAUUGCAAACCUUUGCUCGCCCCAGAUUUGGGUUCCGAAAGAUGCGCCUCGCUAUUAUGGGGCUUGGAUUGCCCAGAUUGUAGUGAGCUGGACGGGUACACCAGUUAUAUUGUUCAUUAUUCGGUAUAUUUUGAAGCGUCGUAAUGCAGAGCGUAAGGCGUGGGCAGCGGGCUUGACGGAGGAGGAGAGACUCGCGCAUGAGAUUGGCGAGGUCGAACAGUAUGAUACAGAUGGCACGGUGGUGCGUAGGAAGGUGGAUAUUACGAUGCUGGAUUUGUCUGACUUGGAGAAUCGGUUCUUCAUCUAUCCGAUUUAA